GUGUGUGUGUGCGUGCGUUGUCACUAGAGAGAGCGAUAGAGAGAGAGAAGGAGAGAGUAGAGUGGUGUUGAGUCCGUACCUGGAAAAACAUAGCCGUGCACGCACACACUAGCAGGGAUUAUCUGUCUGUUCUGAGUCUGAUAGAGAAAUGCAGGCAUGAGUAGGAAGUGGAUCUGGAUGUGUAGUGUCCUAGUGCAAGCACAAGCCGGUGAUGGACUACAGACGCACAGACGGUAACCUGGCUUUCUCUGCAGAAGUGUCACCUUAAACCAGACCACGUCCGCAGAAUGCUGAGUCCUAUUGUUCCCUAUAGUCUGUUGAAGAUGCACUGGAACCCGGAGCAUGCCCAGCCCCUGAGCCAGUGGCCCGAGCAGCAUUUGGAUGUGUCCUCCACCACCUCUUCACCUGCCCACAAACCUGAGCUGUAUUCGGCACGUGGCCGCGGCUCCUACAGCUACGCCUGGGCCAAUGAUGACAUCUCCGCCCUCACUGCCUCCAACCUGCUUAAGCGCUAUGCUGAAAAGUACUCAGGUGUACUGGACUCAGCCUAUGAGCGCCCUGCUGUGGGUGCCUACCCUGAGCCUGGAGCCUUUGGGGCUCUCAAUGGCAGCCAGAAGAGUGAACUGGAGCCUUGGCCCCUCUCACACAGCACUGAUUCAACUUACCCUUUGGUUCCCCCCUCUACCCACGAUGGUCUGAAGGUGGCACCGGCACCCACAAUGCCACCUGGCUCAGGCAGCGUCUCUGCAGGCAGCAGCAAUCUGUCAGACUCAGGCUACAGUGGGAGCAGUUCAUGCAGUGGUCCCCAUUCCAGUGACUACCCGCCCAGCUACAAUGGUACCUACCUCUCGUCAGGAUACUGCCCACAAGGCAGCUCAGCACUUCCCCCAGCGCCACUUCACACCCUGCAGUCUGGCCCCACCCUCUUGCCCAGCUACACACCCUCUGCCCCUGUCUAUAACUACCCCCCUGCCACCUACCCCCACCAGACCAGCCUCGCACCCACCUACAGCCACCCGACUCCACCUUACCUUCCUUCUGGUAUAGCUGCUCCAACCCCCAUCACAUCACGGCCCACAGUGGUAGGAGGCAGCUACAGUUAUCAGAACAGUAGCCUGGGCAACUCGGAGACAGCAAGUUCACUGAAGAGGAAGGCAUUUGAAAUGACCCCUGAAGAGGAAGAGGGGGACGGGAGUUCACGCUACAGGAAAUAUAGCUAUGAAGCCUUAAAGUCUGGUGGAGACUCGCCAUAUAGUGUGAGUGACAAAGCAGAAUGCAGAGGGAAUGGGUUUGUUACUACAAGUGCGGACCCACAGGCAUUCAAGCCCAGCAAACCUGGGUCUCAGCCAGGCAUUGCAGGUGACGAGGUGGGCAAAUACAGUGGCUUGAAGCCCCUGCUUUCGCCAGCAUACGGAACAGCUGGCGACUACAGCCCCCCAACAGCCAUGACAGGAGAGAACGGAGGAGCUGAACAUGGCUUUCCACAGCAACAGCGUUCACUCAAGCGCUCUGAGCCGCUGAAAAGUAAAGAGCAGCGCCUGCUGGAGGUGGUAAACAAUGAGCUACAGGAAUGCACGCUGCCCCCACUGUGGUCAGAUCUAGUCGGCCAUACUCGUCUUAAAGCAGUUCUGGAAGAGGAGCUGCUGUGGCCAUUGCUGCGCUCUGACAGUUCUGUUCGGCCUCCCCGAACUGUGCUACUGUUUGGUCCACGAGGGGGUGGCAAAACCACACUGGUGCACUCAAUGGCCACCCAGCUUGGGGCCACUUUCUUCAGGCUGAGCGGUGCCACGCUUGUAUCCAAGUGGAAGGCUGAGGCUGAGCAGCUUCUGGGCAUGCUAUUCUCAGUGGCUACAGCGCGCCAGCCAGCGGUGGUGCUGCUGAGUGAAUUAGAGGCCUUUGAGGAUGAUGAGGGUCUCAGACAGCAGCUGCAGGCCCAGUUGGAGAAGGUGCACCGUGGCUUGUUGCUGGUGGUGUGUUCCACACGCCACCCGGAGCUUCUGAAAGAAUCGCUGCUGCGCUGCAUGGCCAAGCGUUACCAUGUCAGCCUGCCGGACGGAAGUGGGCGCAGGCAGCUGCUGCUGCAAGCUCUCGGGCCACAUGGUUGCAGCCUGAGUGAACAGGAGCUGGCUGCCGUGCUGCAGCGUUGCGAUGGAUUCUCUGUACGUGAGCUGCUGCAGCUCGGUCAGCAGGCCCUGGCUUCAGCAUCAGCUUCAGGCACUGGUCAAAUGCAUGGCCUUGGCGCUCCCAUCUCCUCGCCAGCCUUCAAAGACUUCGAGAGCGCUUUCUGUAAGGUGCGACCGCAUGGGGCCCCCAAAGAACUGGACACUUGUAUGGAAUGGAGCAAGGUGUAUAGCCACUAAGAGACAGUUCAGCCACUGGAAUCAGGACUGCUUGUCUUUGUGCUGAGGCAGAAAGCCUCGUGGAUAUUUUUGCUUUUUUCUUUCUGUUUUCUUUUUGUAGCUACAUACUUUGCAGCCAAAAAGGGGGGGUUAUUUUGGGAAAUUACAUUUUACGGUGAAAAGGCAUUUUAGUAUGAAAAAUUUUAGAAUUUUUUGUCUUGGAAACAUGCCAUGGUGUGCUGUUUUUCUAUAAAUAAACAUAUACUUUAUUUUUUCCCCAAAGAAAUUAAAUAUUAGGCAUUUAUCAGAGGAGGCAAUUGUUAGUUGUUUGCUGAUAGAAAAUUUGAAAUAUUUUCUGGAAUUUCACUAGAAUUCUGAUCAGCCUUGAUCCUGGAAUGAACCUGGAUUAUAUUAAUAAUGCCCCCAUUAACUGCAAUUCUCAGGAUCCUAUUUAUUGCCUGUCUGCUCCAAUGGCAUUAUAUUUUUAUUAUUUUUAUUUACUCUAAAUUGAUCAUUUGGUGUUAAACGGCUUGGGACAUAUUGGAGCAAAUGAAUUGUUUUUGACCAAAAAUGAUAAAAGAGCACCGCUUUUAAAUGAUACCUGCCCUACUGACAGCAUUUUACCAAAAUGCAACCACCAUUAUGCAACCUGCUUGAAACCAACAAUAUUGUGCAAAACAAGUUCAUUGUUAGACCGUGGUCAUAUCAUGUGCACUUUGUCAAAGCACGGUCUUUUCAUGAAAAGUGUAUGCAUCGCUACCCAAAUAGUAUUAAGACAUAGGAAGUAAGAGAGAAAGAGAGAGACUGGCCCUCACUGUCUGCACAAUCUGCUCUGUACACUGUACAAACCAAACACACACGUGGAAUAUAGAGACCACAGUGUUCUGGGACGUUAAACCCAUAACCCCUAACCACAAGUUCCCGCAGUCCAUCUCACAUUCCUCAGCUAGAUUUCUGAUUUCCUGAGACUGUCUCAUUGUACCCUGGAAAUGCAAAAAAAGAGCAAAAAAGUCUAAUAUUCUCUUCUGCUUACUAUUUUUUUUUCUUAGUAUAUGUAGUCUUGUUUGAAAUACUCAGGAAGAAUUUCUUUACCUCAGAAAUGAUAACGAAUGUAUGUAACCUUAGGGUCUUAGUAGUGAAUACUGAGGCGGUUCAGAGUUGUGAGAGAGAGUGGUCACAGACCUGUACACACACUGCAGCUGUGGUAUUACCUCAUAGGAGAAAACUUGAAAAUGAUACAAAGACUAAUGUUGAAUGUAAUUCAGGUAUUUCAGGGGAUAUCUGAUGCCAUAAAAAUCCACAAUUUUUGUAAUUCUAUAUAAAUACAUAUUUCCUUCAUCCUUUCCAUUUAUUUUGGAUGUAGAUUUUAAUGGAGUGAUGAUUGUCUUCAUGAAACGUUCUUGUAGAUGGCAAGUCAGAUGCUAGAUUUUGUUGGACAAACUGUUUGGAACUAGAUCAAUUGUACAUAAAUCAUGGUGAAUUUGAUUGUAAUGACUACAUAUGUUUUAUAGAUUUUAUGAACACAUAAUACAUAUGUAAUGCAUUAUAACACUUCAGAUAAUAGAAACCAGCCCAAAGAUUAAUCAAAGCAGAUUUGUAUGCAACUGGCAGCUAAUCAUGUCUAAUAAUCGAUUGUGUCAUGCAGGUUCUUGUACACACAGACACACUGCUGAUACACUCUACAUGUAGACAAUCCAGAAGCUUCUACCAAUGUUAAUGAUUUUUGGCUUUUACUCCAAAUGCUACUGAUUACACCAAUGCCAUUGUUCUGGAAAAGUUACAUAAAUCAUUUCUGAACAUUAUAAUCAUGCAUAUAUUUACAAGGUAUUGUUUUGUAAGGGAUUGAUAGAGCUUGUAGUUCAUUCAUUCCUUCCCAUGCUCUCUUUUUGCAUUUGGUCAUCAUUCUCCUUGAACCCUAUAGCACCAUUCAAGCUUAGCUGGUGGCUUCUGACAUGACAUAGAACGCGGGUCAAUCGUCAUGAUGAUUAUUGACAUUGAUCCUGACUGACGUUAAAGUACAAAACCCAGAGGUCUUGCACUCUGACUACACGUGUUAUAGUGUAGACACAAUACAGAGCACUGCCCACUUCUAGUCCCAAAAUCUGAGAGACUGUGUUUUAUGUAAGACUCAUGAGAUUUGUAUCCUUUUUUGUUCCAAAUAUGAGCAUACCAAAUCUUCAAUUUCAAAAAGUAUACAGGCAUGUUCAGUUAGCAGUUUGUUCAACAAAAUUGGCAUUUAUUAGCUGUUUUGAAUCUAUUAGUACAGUAACUUUUAUCUAGGUUCUUGUUCUUGUACAUUUUCUGUAACCAUUUCUACCUCAUUUUUUUUGCAACAUAUUGUACAUGAAAGUAUUUAUUUCAUGUCAUUUUUGAUGUCUGUUUUGAAAAUGAUAAUGUUCUUGAACUGUAAUGGUCUACCUCAAAAAAGGCUGUAUUUUAAGAGAAAAUAUCACACAUUAUUAAAGAGAAUAUGUCAGAGAA
This is a messenger RNA of Pangasianodon hypophthalmus (striped catfish), 4820 nucleotides long. It is a transcript of the gene fignl2, whose product is annotated as fidgetin like 2. The coding region runs from base 288 to 2360 and encodes 690 amino acids. The transcript has 3 exons. Gene Ontology annotation, molecular function: ATP binding; ATP hydrolysis activity; microtubule severing ATPase activity. The record is from RefSeq and is a predicted model, not a curated record. NCBI's taxonomy places the organism in Eukaryota, Metazoa, Chordata, Actinopteri, Siluriformes, Pangasiidae.